Culex quinquefasciatus (southern house mosquito) is the source of this 2796-nucleotide messenger RNA. It is a transcript of the gene Tps1, whose product is annotated as alpha,alpha-trehalose-phosphate synthase [UDP-forming]. Gene Ontology annotation, molecular function: catalytic activity. Gene Ontology annotation, cellular component: alpha,alpha-trehalose-phosphate synthase complex (UDP-forming); cytosol. Lineage: Eukaryota; Metazoa; Arthropoda; Insecta; Diptera; Culicidae. The record is from RefSeq and is a predicted model, not a curated record. Gene Ontology annotation, biological process: trehalose biosynthetic process.
UGCCGAUCUAUUGUGUGUGAUUGUCGAGUUGAAAGUUUUUGCACCAUUUGAAUGUUUUUGGUUCGUUUUAUAUGUUUUCUUGUUAAAAUUUUAAGAUUAUCCUGCAAAAUAACCGUUUCAAGCUGCAAAAUGAGAGUAAUCCAGAAUAAGCUCGAUGAAGUUGAAGAAGCGGCGAAGGCAGCGGCCAUGGCCAACUGCGAAAUCACCAUCACGAGCCCCCAGGAAGCCAACACCAAGAGCAGCCUGAUUGUGGUCUCGAACCGGUUGCCGUUCGUGCUGAAGCGGGAUCCCAAAACCGGAAAGCUGAGCAGACACGCCAGUGCCGGCGGUUUGGUCACUGCAGUUGCACCGGUCGUCAUCAAAGGUCACGGCCUGUGGGUGGGAUGGUCCGGAAUUACGCUGAGAAGACCGAAGAUUCCGGAGUCGGACCCGAAGGAUUGUACGCCGACGGCUGGCCUGCUGUCGGAACAGGUCGUUUCGGUGAACGUCGAGCCGGUGCUGUUCGACAGCUACUACAAUGGAUGCUGUAACGAAACGUUCUGGCCACUGUUUCACUCGAUGCCCGGUCGGGCCAAGUUCGACGCGAAUAACUGGAAGUCAUAUUACGAGGUGAACAAAGAGUUUGCCGCUCAGACGAUUCAAGCGCUCGAGCGAUGUCUGGAAAAGAAAACCAAUCCGGGUGUUCCGAUCAUCUGGAUUCACGACUACCAUCUGAUGCUGGCAGCGAACUGGAUCCGCGAAGAAGCCGACGAGAAGAAUCUGCCCUGUCUCAUGGCGUUCUUCUUGCACAUUCCGUUCCCACCGUGGGACAUCUUCCGUCUGUUACCCUGGUCGGACGAGAUUCUCCAGGGAAUGCUCGCUUGUGACAUGAUCGGCUUCCACGUUCGCGACUACUGUCUGAACUUUGUCGACUGCUGUCAACGGAAUCUCGGAUGCCGUGUCGAUCGCAAGAAUCUCCUCGUCGAACACUGUGGACGUUCUGUCCGUGUUCGACCACUCCCAAUUGGGAUCCCAUUCGAUCGAUUUGUAGAUCUAGCCAAAAAAGCCAAGAAGCUCAUCAAAACCAACCAGAAAAUCAUCCUCGGUGUAGACCGUCUUGACUACACCAAAGGACUGGUCAACCGCCUGAAGGCGUUCGAAGUUCUGCUCGAAAAGCAUCCAGAACAUCGCGAGAACGCCACCCUCCUUCAAAUCUCCGUCCCCUCUCGAACCGACGUCAAAGAGUACCAGGAGCUGAAAGAAGAGAUGGACCAACUCGUGGGCCGCAUCAACGGCCGCUUCACCACCGCCAACUGGUCCCCCAUCCGGUACAUCUACGGCUGCAUCGGCCAGGAAGAGCUCGCCGGCUUCUACCGGGACUCCUCAGUCUGCCUGGUGACCCCCCUCCGGGACGGCAUGAACCUGGUCGCAAAGGAGUUCGUUGCCUGCCAAAUCAACGAACCAGCAGGCGUCCUGAUCGUGUCGCCGUUUGCCGGCGCUGGUGAAACCAUGCACGAAGCGCUGCUCUGCAAUCCGUACGAGAUUGAGUCCGCCGCGGAGGUGAUUCAUCGUGCGCUGACCAUGCCCGAGGACGAGCGGUCGCUGAGGAUGGGUCGCAUGAGGAGGCGGGAGAUGCAGCAGGACGUGAACAGCUGGAUGCGGCAGUUCCUGAAGGCGAUGGACUCGCUCGAGGAGGACGAGAUCGGGACGACCACCAUGCAGCCGGUGACGGUGGAUGACUUUGACUACUUGCUGAACUACGUCGGCUACAACCACAAGCUUGCGCUGCUGCUCGACUACGACGGAACGCUGGCCCCGAUCGCGCCCCACCCAGAUCUGGCCACCCUUCCCCCGGAGACCAAGAACGUCCUGCAACGACUGUCGAACCACUCGGACGUGUACAUUGCUGUAAUUUCGGGCCGAAACGUCGAAAACGUCAAGAAGAUGGUCGGAAUUGAGGGCAUCACGUACGCCGGUAAUCACGGGUUGGAGAUUCUGCACCCGGACGGAAGCAAGUUCAUCCACCCGAUGCCGAUGGAGUACGAGGACAAGGUGACGACCUUGCUGAAGGCACUGCAGGAGGAGGUGUGUCACGAUGGAGCUUGGGUGGAGAACAAGGGCGCACUGCUGACCUUCCACUAUCGGGAGACUCCGCUGGAGUUGCGUGCGGAUUUGGUGGAGAAGGCUCGCCAGUUGAUCAUCAACAAUGGGUUCCGGGCUGCCGAGGCGCACUGUGCUGUGGAGGCGAAGCCUCCGGUUCAGUGGAACAAGGGACGGGCUUCGAUUUAUAUUCUGAGGACGGCGUUCGGAGUGGACUGGAGCGAACGUAUCAAGAUCAUCUACGCUGGAGAUGAUGCGACCGAUGAGGAUGCAAUGAUGGCCCUCAAGGGAAUGGCGGCGACGUUCCGCGUCACAAACGCCCAGAUCGUCAAGACCUCGGCUGAGCGCCGGCUCCCGUCGACGGACUCCGUGCUCACGAUGCUCAAGUGGGUCGAGCGACACUUUAUGCGCCGCAAGCCCCGCUCCAACAGCCUGACCUACAAGAACCGCAAGAAGGACUGCGUCAAGAUGCAGCUGGCGUUCGAUCUGGUGCCGAACCUGAGUCCGGCCAACAGCGCCGCCAACAGCUCCGACGAGCGGGAUUAGGAUAUUCUAUUAGAGCUGUUUUGUUUGUUAAUGAUUUUAACAUAGGAGAAAAAUGUUUUCAAAACUAGAGUGGUGAAAUAUGAUUUUACCGUCGUGGCUGCUGUUGCUGGUACAUUUAGUCUGAUACUUUAUUCGUUUUGAUUUUAUGAUUAAACUAGUUUGUAAGGAGAA